CAGUAAAGUGGAGCAGCAGAAGAUCCAGCUCUGAUCAGCAGCUCCACACCUCUGUACUCAGACUGCUCUGCUGGAGGAACACCAUCAGCUCACCUGCUGCAGAAGUGAAUCCUAUGCUGUUCUCAGUCUUAUCCUGAUCCCAGCGUCAACAUUCCGAAUUGGACAAAGUUUAACUGCACAAAUAGAGUCAGAAGAUUUCACCAAAGAUUUUAAGAUGCUGAAUGAAGAGGAGAACAUGGCAUCCAGUGAAAUCUCCAAUACUCAACAAACGUCCUCUCCUACACCUCACACACAAAUGCAGAAAAGUACAGACAAGAAGAAAACGCACCAUUGCUCAGACUGUGGAAAGAGCUUUACUCAAAAGACUAAUCUCCAACAACACCAGCGCAUUCACACAGGAGAGAAACCAUUUCUCUGUUCUGACUGUGGGAAACGUUUUACUACACAGAGUAAUUUCCAACAACACCGCCGCCUUCACACUGGAGAGAAACCGUACACGUGUUCAGACUGUGGAAAGAGUUUUUAUAAUCAGAGUAGUCUCCAGCGACACCAGCGCAUUCACACUGGAGAGAGACCAUAUCACUGCUCAGACUGUGGGAAGAGCUUUACUACAAAGAUUCAUCUCCAACAACACCAGCGCAUUCACACAGGAGAGAAACCAUAUCACUGUUUAGACUGUGAAAAGAGUUUUAAUAAUCACAGUCAUCUCCAGCGUCACCAGCGCAUUCACACAGGAGAGAAACCGUAUCAGUGCUCAGAAUGUGGGAUGAGUUUUAAAAUUCAGACUCACCUAAGAGAACACCAGCGCAUUCACACUGGAGAGAAACCGUAUUACUGUUCAGAAUGUGGAAAAAGUUUUAUUCAACAGAAUAUCCUUAUAAGACACCAGCGCAUUCACACAGAAGAGAAACCUUAUCACUGCUCACAGUGUGGGAAGUGUUUUAAUCAAAAGACUCAUCUCAAUCAACACCAGCGCAUUCACACUGGAGAUAAACCGUAUCCCUGCACAAUCUGUGGGAAGAGUUUUAAUAGUCAGAGUUAUCUUCAAUCCCACCAGCUUAUUCACACAGGAGAGAAACCGUAUCACUGCUCAGUUUGUGGGAAGAGUUUUAGUCACCAGAAUACUCUCCAGCGACACCAGCGCAUUCACACUGGGGAGAAACCAUAUCACUGCUCAGAGUGUGGGAUAAGUUUUAGAAAUCAGAGUCAUCUCAAAGGACACCAGCGCAUUCACACUGGAGAGAAACCAUAUUAUUGUUCAGACUGUGGGAAAAGUUUUACUCAACAAAGUAUCCUUACACAGCACCAGCGCAUUCACACUGGAGAGAAACCGUAUCACUGCUCAUACUGUGGGAAGAGUUUUAAUCGUCAGAGUCAUCUUCAAAUACACCAGCGCAUUCACACAGGAGAGAAACCGCAUCACUGCGCAGAAUGUGGGAAAUGUUUUACUCAACAGAGUAUCCUUACACAACACCAGCGCAUUCACACUGGAGAGAAACCGUUUCACUGCUCAGGCUGUGCAGUGAGCUUUAGGUGUUUACGAACCCUCAAGAAACACAAGUGCAUGCAGAGCAGUCUUGAAAAUGGGCAGUGAAACACUACAAUCAUUACAGAUCCCAACCUUGUGCUAUAUCUAGCGUUCAGCCCAUGCACUGAAUAUAUAUCCUAUCAAACCAGAUCCUAUGGCGUCACAUUAAUGUCAAAAGUCGAGGGCGCAAAAAUACAAGGUGAAAAAAAUUGACCAGCGUGUGUUAACAUUUUGCGUGUGUAAAUGAACUUCUCCUGAGCACAAACGUGAAACUAGCAAAUAAAAAAAGAGAAUCGUGUGCACAGUGAAGAAAAUGUUGCCCUCGAGCUUCAUUUUUCUCCUCUCGGGUGCUUUUUUUUUCAUGCGCUGUGUGAAUUACCUGCAGCAGCAGUUUGUGCUCGACUGAGUGUUUUGUGCUCGAGUUUUGAAAGGGGUGUGUUUGACUGUUUGGGGGCGGGCAGUGAGCUCCCAGCUAGCUCUACACAUCCUGGCUACCCUGAAGCACCUGACUUAAGACCAGAAAUCAUCCAGGAAGUAAAUAUUUUACUUGUGUAUCUUUGCCUGUGGACCAGUUAAGUGUUUUAUGAUCUAUCUCUGCUAAAUAGCUUAAACAGUGCAUCAGCCACUAGUAGUGCUGGGCGAAAUACCGGUUUCUCUGGUAUACCAAAGGAGAAAAAUAUAAUCUGUAUGUAUUUUUCACAUUCUGCCAUACCACUAGAGGCACUGCGGAGCACCACCAAAGAAGCACACUGGCAGAGCUUGCUAGCUAACACUAGCCAGUUAGCAUAACAAGCUAAUACACUGAAAGCUACGCUCUGUGGUGUCAAACACUCAUUUUGCUCUUUCCUGCCUGGAGAGAAGUGAGAACAGCAUUUUUUCUGAGGAGCUAUUGCUGUUCUUUCUCACUUUGUGCGUUCUUAUUUUUCUUCUAAUCGAAAAACAACAGCAAAUGGUAAUUAUUUACCCAAAAUUUAAUGUAUUUGUUGGCUGGAGAAAAUAGGGAAUUCUGGCUGAUACUGUAAUAUUGUAAAAUUGUCAGAAUUUUGAAAAAUACAGUGAAAUACAUUUUUGGUCAUAUCGCCCAGCACUAGCCACAAGCUAAGAGUAUAAAGUGCUACUGGAAUUUGAGUCUUACAGCCUAUCUCUGCCAAAGUAAGACACAGCACAUGUAAAGUUUCACCCAUAGUUACAGAUAAAUCACUCAAAGGAAUUAACCAGAGAUCAUAAAUAAAAACUGGAUGACUGGAUGAAGAUAAAAAUACUGAGACGAACACAAAAUACUACAGGACAAAUCUCCUCCAUAUUCUUUCAGACACUGCAAGGUUUGUUUUGUUUUUGUGAGCGGCUAAAUGUGAGCGUGUGAGUUAACUUUACCAACUCAGAAAUCUACUGAGGAGUGGUUUAAUGUUUUGUAUAUUAUCUCCAGACGGCAGAUAAUAAAGCCACAGGGAGGGAAAGCUGUGAGAUUAAACCCUUCUCCCUUUAUCUGCAUCUGAUCUAAUCUGAACUGAAGAGUGAACUUUUCAGACUUUUACAUCUCAUUCAUUUGUGUGAAAAAUCUUUGGAGGUUUUUCCCCCUCUCUUCUCUUUCUCUGGCUGCAUGGGGAUCUGAACUGUUUUUUCCUUUCUCUCCCUGCGUGGGAGGACCACCAGAACCAAACAUGACUUAAUUUUCUCAGCUACAGAACUCAGCUCUUUACUUACUGCUAGGCUAGGCUGGGCGAUAUGGAAAAAAAUCUUAUCACGGAAUAGUUUUCCAUAUCAGCCGAUAUCGAUAUAUAUCACAAUAUAAAUCAAAUCACUUUCUGUUACAUUUAAAGGUUACUUUUUACUCAUAAGGGACAGAAUAAGGGAGUUAUGGCCAAAGUCACUAGCAGGCUCAGAGCCUUGUGGACAGACACUAGGAUGUCCACAUCUUGCCAGGUGGGUACAAGGAGCUCAGACAGCUUUUAAAUGAAUUUUAAAAAGUCAUUAUACAUCCACACAGGUCCGCAGGCAACUACAUAAAGCAAAAUACAAUACUAUAUCACAGUGUUCAUUUUGACAGGUGAUUUUGAUUCAGUUUAGUCUUAGUCUUUUAUCUAAAAUGUAUAAUAGUUUUAGUUACAUUUUAGUCUAUCGGAUAUUAUUACUUUUAUUCACAUUUUGGUCUAGUUUUAGUCUAAUACAUUUUGGUCAUAUAAAAAGUAUGUAUUACAUAUGUUUUACUGUUUUUCUAUUUUCUAUUUUUUGUUAUUUUGAGAUUAUUUACUGCUAAUGUUUAUUAAAAUAAUAGCCUUUAAGUUUUGUUGCAUUUAAAUUAUGCUAACAUUUAAAUAUUUUAAAGCAAGUGACCUGUAAUGGAGGUGGGAGGAAUAAAGUCAAGUUUCUGAAAUGAUUCGCUUCUACUGCAGUACAGAUUUAUACUAACAUUACUGGCUUUCAGUAGACUAGACUUACAUUACUUAGUGUAAGUGUAUUUAAAACUCAUCCAGUUCAGUAGCAGCAAUGUUUAGCUCGUUUAAAUACAGCUACACAGAUUAUAUAAUUUUCUGUAUUUAGUAAAAUAUCCAGAACAACAAACACUUUAUCUGUAAAAAACUAAAAACACAGAGACUGAGGCAGUUCAGCCCGCUGCCUGAUCACGUGCUGCGCCUGUUCGCAGCGCUACUUAAAUGGAAAAUAGAAAAUAAAGUUUAUUGAAUCCUAUCGUCCAGCUUAUUACAGCUAUCGCGAUAUAUAUUUUCCUCGAUAACUAUUGUUAUCGUUUUAUCGCCCAGCACUAGUUACUGCUAAGCUUUUUACAUGAACAGAACUCAUUUUACACACUUUAACUCCACUAAUGAAAGUGAAUAAAAAAAAUAUUGUAAUUUUUCUAAUGUUUUAUUGCAGCAAUUUUGUUAUAUUAAUACUUUAAUGCAUACAAUAAUUUUACUGAUUGAUGGUUUAAAUUAAAGCAUACCAUCUUUUGAUUUUAUAUGUGAUGCAUAUUUGAGUUCCUGUGUUUUCAUGAGUUUGGGCAAUGUGUGUAAUUCUGAUUAUAUUAUUUUGCCUGUCUAUGUAGUAUGUUUAGUCUCACUGACGCGCAGACUGACUAACCUGACUCAGAACCUGCUUUUGGACAGAGGUGAUGCAGCACUCAGCCAGAGGUUUAACAGACCAAGUGCAGCUACUUUAAUCUGAGGUGAGACUUUUCCAAUAACAUUUGGAUAACGUUUGGACAUUCUAAAUGUACAGGUGACGUUUUUUAAUUACCUUUUGACCAUUACUUCAGCUCUCGACAGCACCAGUAACAAGAUUCUUACAUGACACUUCCCACAACACACACCUUAGGACGAAGCUCCAUUGACUGACCUUGAUGCCAUUCCUGUAUAUUUAAUAGUUUUCUAUGGAUUCUGCUUCCAUUUGUUGUGUAUGUUUUGGUUUGCAUAGGGCUUAGUGGUAAUAGCCUGUUUCAUAGUUUGUUGUUCAUUAAUGUGUUAAAGUUCAAAUGCUUGUUGUAUUUCUUGUCGUUUUAUCCAACUUCAUAUAAACAAUUAAAAGAGAUGCUGGA
Molecule: messenger RNA, 5060 nt
Organism: Astyanax mexicanus (Mexican tetra)
Lineage: Eukaryota; Metazoa; Chordata; Actinopteri; Characiformes; Acestrorhamphidae
Product: zinc finger protein 501
Exons: 2
Coding region: 215-1594 (459 amino acids)
Source: RefSeq, a predicted model, not a curated record